CCAAGAACAAGAACCAGCAUUUUGGAGGCGUAUUUUUAUUUUAUCGCUUGGUGGUUGCUGUAAACUGUAAACUGUUUUAUCUUUAAUCUUUUGAUUUUGAUUCACUUUAAACAUCAAAUCAGCUGAUUGUCAAAAUAAGAAAAUUAUCCUAAAAUGAAUAAACAACAGGAUGAUGAAUCGAAUAAAUUUAGCUUACUGGUGAUUGUGCUAGACACUAAUCCAUCACAACGUAUCGUACGCCAAAAUCCGCAAUUACUUACUCAAUGUGUGGACGCUAUUAUUGCCUUUGGCAAUGCACAUUUGAUGCAAUGUUCACAAAAUAAAUUAGCUGUUCUUUCCUGCCAUCAUCACGCCACUGACUUCUUGUAUCCUUUGCCAGGUAAACAAUUGGAUAUUCGUCAGGUUGAUGGACAAUAUGAAGUAUUCAGUUUGGUCGAGAAGACUGUCAAACAACGCUUAAGCCAUAUUAUUACAAACGCACCAAAAUUGAAUGCGCCCUGUGAAAGUAUUUUAGCAGGCAGCAUGGCAAUGGCUUUAUGCUAUAUUUCCAGAAUACAACGUAAUGCUGCUGCAGGUGUAAAAUUGCACUCCCGCAUUCUAGUUGUAACAGGCAGUAAUGAAUGCGCUUCUCAGUACAUGACAUAUAUGAAUGUGUUCUUUACGGCUCAGAAACUAGGUAUUACAAUCGAUGUUUGCGCAAUGGAUAAGACGAUGAGUCUGUUGCAACAGGGUUGUGAUAUCACGGGCGGUCAAUAUCUACGCCUUACGCAAUUAGAUGGGUUAUUACAAUAUUUACUAUGGGUUUUUUUGCCCGAUCCACAGAUGCGUCAAAAGUUGGUACUCCCUCCUGCGAUAAAAGUUGACUACAGAGCAGCUUGUUUUUGUCAUCGGGAGUUGAUUGAUAUUGGCUACGUUUGUUCAGUGUGCUUAUCCAUAUUUUGCAAAUUUAGUCCUAUUUGCACCACCUGUCACACGGUAUUUAAAAUUCCCGGACCUAUGCCCAACAAACCAAAGAAAAAGAAAAAAAUCUGAUUAUAAAUUGUCUUGCUAUUUGACUUACUUAUGCAAAAAAAAAAUAUACUUUAUUUUUGUAAAACUA
Molecule: messenger RNA, 1099 nt
Organism: Zeugodacus cucurbitae (melon fly)
Lineage: Eukaryota; Metazoa; Arthropoda; Insecta; Diptera; Tephritidae
Gene: Tfb4
Product: general transcription factor IIH subunit 3
Exons: 7
Coding region: 154-1032 (292 amino acids)
Biological process (GO): nucleotide-excision repair; regulation of DNA-templated transcription
Cellular component (GO): transcription factor TFIIH holo complex; transcription factor TFIIH core complex
Source: RefSeq, a predicted model, not a curated record